Messenger RNA from Heterostelium album PN500, 933 nucleotides. Its product is annotated as tetratricopeptide repeat protein. Gene Ontology annotation, biological process: protein folding in endoplasmic reticulum. The transcript is spliced from 5 exons. The coding region runs from base 1 to 933 and encodes 310 amino acids. The record is from RefSeq and is a predicted model, not a curated record. Lineage: Eukaryota; Evosea; Eumycetozoa; Acytosteliales; Acytosteliaceae. Gene Ontology annotation, cellular component: EMC complex. Gene Ontology annotation, molecular function: protein binding.
AUGGCAGAGACAUCAUAUCUAUUGGAGUUAAGUGACUAUCAAAAUAAGAAUUCAAAAAUCAAUAUAAAUUCAAAUGAAGGUAUGUUAACUAACUAUUCAUUCAUUCAUAUUAUUCAUAUACUGUAUACUUAUUUUGUUUUAAUUAAUAAUAAUAAUAAUAACAUCUAUUCAGUAUAUGAUGUUGUUGAACAAGUUAUUCUAAGUUUAUUGGAUUGCAGUAGAAAAAGAGAAGCUGGUGAAUUGAUCGAUCUACUAAAACUAAAGUUUGGUAAAGACAGUGUUAGAGUACAGAGAUUACAAGCAAUGCUAUACGAGUGUCAGAAUGUCUACUCUAGAGCAAAUGAAAUCUAUUCAAAUAUCUUAGAGAAGUAUCCUGCUGAUAUGUUAUCAAUGAAGAGACAGAUUGCAAUUCUUAAAUCAAACGGAAAUUACUCGCAAGCCAUUACACUAUUGAAUACAUUCCUUCAGAUUUUCAUGGGUGAUUUCGAAGCAUGGUUGGAAUUGGCAUCGCUACACAUCAGAUUACUCUCUUAUAGAAACGCUGCUUUCUGCUAUGAGGAACUCAUUCUCAUUCAACCAAUUAAUCAUGUUCUCUAUUCAAAAUAUGCUGAUAUUAUAUACAGUAUUGGUGGUGCAGAUAACUAUAUUGUAGCAUUGAAAUAUUAUACACAUUCAUUAGAAUUGAACAUUUCUAAUGAACCAAACAAUUCCUAUCCACCAACCAAUUUAUCAUCUAUCUAUGGUAUUAUAAUGAGUAUGUAUGCAUAUUGUAAUAGUUCUGGUGGAUCUUUAGCAAAGUUGAAUGAACAUCAAAUUGAAUUGUACAAUUGGGCACAGAAUGAAUUAAAACAGAUAACAUCGAAAUAUUCACCAACUAAACUACCAUUGGUCACUGCAUUCAUCAAUAGCACCAACAUCAAACAACAGGACUAA